CAGAACCCAUAGAGCUAAGCCAUCGUAGACUAUUUCAGUAUUUCUAAAAAAAUUCUAUCUUUGGAUCCCUUUGCCUUUUUUUCCCCCAACGAAGAGCAAAGGCCGGUGCGAGCAAUGGGUUUCUUUUCGUUUCUUGGAAGACUGUUAUUCGCUUCCCUCUUCAUCCUCUCUGCAUGGCAAAUGUUCAAUGAUUUUGGAGAAGAUGGUGGGCCGGCAGCAAAAGAAUGGGCAGCCAAAUUAGUUACUGUCGAGAAAUUUCUAGCUUCUACCUUCGGGAAAGGCGCUUUAAAUAUUGAUACUAGGCAUUUUGUUGCUGCCUGUAUUGUUCUAAAGGGUUUGGGGGGCCUUUUAUUCGUAUUUGGCAGCUCCACUGGUGCUUACCUUCUGAUUUAUUACUUGAUAUUUGCCACUCCCCUUCUGUAUGACUUCUACAACUACAAUGUUGGAGAGCCAAAAUUUUUCAGACUCUUGUCAGAGUUUAUUCAGUCCAUCGCUCUUCUUGGUGCGUUGCUAUUUUUUCUAGGGAUGAAGAACUCUAUUGUGAGGAAACAACUCAAGAAUAAGGCCGCCCCUAAACAGAAGGCAUCUUAGAUAUAUCAAAGAAGAGACUCUGGAACACGGUCUAAAAUUAGGAUUCUAAGCAGGUGCUAUAUCAAGUCUUUAAACUGGAAUUAUCCGUCUCCACGACGAUAUUUGAUGUUGUAGCAUGUUUUCCUUUAGUUGAUUUUAGUCUGGGAAGGAGCUGUUGAUAUGCAAACAUUCAUUUUGUUUCCUUCUAUUUCACAAUUUUAAUUCUCCCCUGUUGCGAUAUUAAUACUGUUGGAUUCUUAAGGUAUGCUUCCUAAUGAGAAAUAACAAUGAACAGACAUUUUUACGUGUUUUUUCA
This is a messenger RNA of Olea europaea var. sylvestris, 886 nucleotides long. RefSeq lists its product as uncharacterized. The coding region runs from base 115 to 591 and encodes 158 amino acids. The transcript has 5 exons. The record is from RefSeq and is a predicted model, not a curated record. Lineage: Eukaryota; Viridiplantae; Streptophyta; Magnoliopsida; Lamiales; Oleaceae.